ACGUAGCAGUGAAGAAUGAUUCGAUGAUUGAUGACACCUACAAGGAUUUAUGUCUCUGUAUCCAGACUCACCAGGAUAUCGCAAGGUUCAUCAAACAACUAGAAAGAGUGAUGAAUCCCAUCGCAAUGCUGCAGCUGGCCCUCGGAGUCUUCAACGGCUGCAUGCUCAUUUUCCCGGCAGCGUAUAACGCCGAGAGCGGGUCGCUGAUCAAGGUGUUGGUAACGGCACCAGCAGUCAGCAUGCAGCUGCUGGUCUACUGUCUCGGAGCUCACAGCGUCCGGGAACAGAGUGAGCUGGUUUCCGUGGCUGCAUACAGUUGUGGCUGGCCAGAUACCGACAUCAGAUUCCAGAGAGCAUUGCUGGUGGUCAUGGCGAGGGCACAGAGGCCUCUGAGUCUCACUGCUGGUGGGGUCUACCCCAUACAGAGGGCCACCUUCCUUUCGCUGCUGAACGCUGGCUACUCGUACUACGCUGUCCUUCAGAACUUCACUGGCCGCUGAAGGCGCGCCGGCCGACAUCUGCCAGCAUCGCACACACCCUGCUUGUUGAGAGGAGGGCAGUCACCAAUAACUGAGAACCUCCCUCCAUUCAUAAGCACCAACGCGCUUCUGACAACGCCAGUGGGUGAAGUUCGGGCAUGAGAAACAAAUGGGCACAACACGCUGCUUAUAAUUAGUCAACAGUAUGAACUGUCACUCAUCUACUAACUG
Messenger RNA from Schistocerca americana (American grasshopper), 710 nucleotides. RefSeq names its product odorant receptor 43a-like. The record is from RefSeq and is a predicted model, not a curated record. Gene Ontology annotation, molecular function: odorant binding; olfactory receptor activity. Gene Ontology annotation, biological process: sensory perception of smell; detection of chemical stimulus involved in sensory perception of smell. The coding region runs from base 24 to 500 and encodes 158 amino acids. Gene Ontology annotation, cellular component: plasma membrane. The transcript is spliced from 5 exons. Lineage: Eukaryota; Metazoa; Arthropoda; Insecta; Orthoptera; Acrididae.